UGGUGAAAAUUUUUAGUCUAAUCCGACCCGUGUUGCACCUCUGCCCGUUUGAACCGAACAAAUAGUCUUUAAAAUUAACACGUCCCCCCUCUUUGAUUUCUCUCACAGCUGGGAGCAUGGUUUUCGUUUGAAAUCACACCGCUGUGACUCGGGUUGGAAAGACGGACAGAGCCCCAAAGCCUGUUUCAGGUGUCAGCUGGUAAAGCUUGUGUGUGCGUGAGAGAGUGUGUGGGUGUGUGUGAGUGCGCUUGCAGGCGCGUGUGUUUUCCCGGCCCAGUCGGUAUUUGGAGCAGAACGUGGCCUGAAAACAUCACAGAGGGACAAUGAGUGAGCUAGAACAGUUGCGGCAGGAAGCCGAGCAACUACGCAAUCAGAUCCGGGAUGCCAGGAAAGCCUGCAGUGACUCUACUUUGUCACAGAUCACAGCUGGUCUGGACUCAGUGGGCCGGAUACAGAUGCGGACACGACGCACUCUCAGGGGCCACCUGGCCAAGAUCUAUGCAAUGCACUGGGGGAGCGACUCCAGGUUACUUGUCAGUGCCUCACAAGAUGGAAAGCUUAUCAUCUGGGACAGCUACACAACAAAUAAGAUGCAUGCCAUCCCUCUUCGCUCCUCCUGGGUAAUGACGUGCGCAUACGCCCCCUCUGGGAACUAUGUGGCCUGCGGAGGGCUGGACAACAUCUGCUCUAUAUACAGUCUGAAGACCCGCGAGGGCAACGUGCGGGUCACCCGGGAGCUUCCCGGACACACAGGUUACUUGUCCUGCUGUCGUUUCCUUGAUGACAACCAGAUACUGACCAGUUCCGGAGACACCACCUGUGCACUGUGGGACAUUGAGACAGGCCAGCAGGCCACCAGCUUCACAGGCCACACAGGGGAUGUGAUGAGUUUGUCUUUAAGCCCAGAUUUCAAGACCUUUGUGUCUGGAGCCUGUGACGCCACAUCCAAGCUGUGGGAUAUCCGUGAUGGCAUGUGCAGGCAAUCUUUCACCGGCCACGUGUCUGACAUCAAUGCCGUCACCUUUUUCCCCAAUGGAAACGCCUUCGGCACAGGCUCAGACGAUGCCACCUGCAGGCUGUUUGACCUGCGUGCUGACCAGGAGCUGAUGAUGUACAGCCACGACAACAUCAUCUGUGGCAUCACCUCUGUCGCUUUCUCCAAGAGCGGCCGUCUGCUCCUGGCUGGCUACGACGACUUCAACUGCAACGUCUGGGACACUCUGAAAGGCGAGCGAGCAGGUGUGUUAGCGGGCCAUGACAACAGAGUGAGCUGCUUAGGUGUGACAGAGGAUGGCAUGGCUGUGGCCACUGGCUCCUGGGACAGUUUCCUCCGGAUUUGGAACUAAGACAAAUCUCUUCACUGUGGUAUUCAAUCACUGCCCACCAACUUCCCUUCCCACAACUCACCCCACAUAUCCCAACUCAUCGGCUGGGCUGGACCUGUGGGGUGCACACUGUGUCAGCCGAAAUCAUCCUUACUCACCCCGACCAGCCCACUUGUGAGAAUGUACCAACUCUUUCUACCUUUCCAAGGGAUGUUUUUCACCCAGCUACUACAAAGAAUCAAAAAAUAAGAGCCUUUAAGUAGUUCCCAGUUAAAAACAAAAGCCUGAGUUAUAAAGAAACGAAGGAAAAAUUGAAGAUUUUGCCUGUGUGCAAAUUUUCAGGAAAGCGACAAAAAAAUGUCUGUUACUAUGAGAAACAACAAACAAGAUGACAAUUGAUGUGUAAUAUGUAUAUAAAAUACAGUAUAUAUGUAUAGCAUUAUGUGUGUAUAUAUGCAUCAUAUAUGCAUAUAUAAUGUGUAUGUAUAUAUUUUUGUAGUUAAUUUCUCACCCUUGAGUUUUUAUUUUAUUUUAGGGGUUUUAUGUUUCUUUUAAAUGUAGAGUAGUUCUUCAAAAGACCGAAGCUUUUAUUUGAUUCUGUGUUCGUGCCAGAAAAUUUAAACAUUGAAAUGAAUCAACAUUUAAGGUAAAAUUCUAGUUAAAUUUUCCAACAUAGGUAUCUGGUACUUCUGAUUUAGUUCAGCUUGCGCAUCCAGCAACAAAGGAUGAUUUUAUCGGUAGAAAAUUAAAUCUGCAGGAAUAUAAUUUGGCCCAAUUUAACUCUCAUUCCUUGGAUAUAUGUCUACAAAUUCUGUGUUCAUGUGAAUGAUAGCUGUUUUUAUUUAAUUUUUUGAAUAACACAACCCCUGGUUUUCCUCACCACUGUCUUUUAGUUUAGACAGAAGCAGUCACACCACUGUUGGAGUGAUGAGGAAGAGAACUUCAACAUUAACAAGCAGUGUUUUAAGUUUUUAAGUAUUUGAUUCUGCUGUUGUUCCAAUGUAGAAACCAGUACAUUUUAGGCUAAGAUAAGGAACCUAAUUUUAAUGGAGGCCCUGCCUUCCCCUCUUGCCACAUGGAAGGUGGUUUCAAAUCAUCUGAUGCUGAAUAUCUGAAGGCCGGUUCAUUCCAUGCAAGUUAACAACUGUGUGCUACGAUUGAUAUACAAAUAUUGGCAUCCAAAAACAGGGCUUUCCCAUUAUGACAUCCGAGCCUCCUGUGGUCCAAACAGUUAUAUAAUUUUCCUUAAAGCUGAGACUCAAGUUGCCCAUACAAAUGAAAACCAUGGAGCAAAGUGCAUCGCCAAGAGGCAGAGCACAUUCUCUCCCAGCAGAAGCUGUUUUUUUUUUUACCUGUGAGUCUGUAAUGGCGCUGAGGCCUGUAAGGAGGACAAAAUGUUAGAGCUUGUCUGUUAUUAUGUGAAGAUACUGAAGCAACACAAGUGGCAGGGACUCUGACAGCGGCCUAUGGACUAAAGAAAAGAUGUUUGUCAGAUCUCAGCAUGUCAUUUUAAUCUUUUUUUAUUGUCUCAAUGAAGGAUCAAAGAUCCCUUAUAGUUGUCAGCAAGGUGUGAACUGAGUGUCUUCACUGAACUGAGUCAUGUUAGCCACUCCAUAAUCACACCAGUGCCACCACAAGCCUGUAAAAAAAGAUUCUAAAUGUGUAACACUUUGAGCAUUCUUUUCUCCUCACCAAAAACAUGUUAGAAACUGUUAAAUAUUGCUUGUGAAGAAAGUACACUUGGUAGAAAGAAAUGUACGCAUGGUAGAGAGCUAGAAAGGCACUCACAAACUGUAGUACAAAUGUAAACCAUUGAGCACAUGUGACUUAUUUACCCAUAGAGGAAAGUGGUAUCUCUGAUUUGAGUAUUCUCGCAUCACACAUCUUCCAUUAUUUUAGCUCGGAUAAGGCUUAAUUUUUUAACGACUUAUACACAUAAUGUACGUGAGUUGGACCUACCCAUCAACUGUCUCUGGUGCCUAUCUGUAAAUAUGAAAGUUUGACCCACUUGGGCUGGAUAAAAGAGGGUGUGUGUGCUCCUGUGAGAUGUGGCACUAUUGUCUUCAUUCUGCCUUACGAUAGCAUUCAUACUAGAGGGUAAUACAAGCAUCAACUACAGAAAUGUUUUCCAUCUCCUUUUUACACACUGAUCAAUAAGGAUUGCUUAUUAUUUUUCAUUUUCCAAUAGAAGCACAUUCUGAUCUUAGAGAACACUAAAAAGAGCAUGCUUACAGAAAACCACAACAACCACAUGCAGCUUUAAACUGUGUCUUAAAGCAAGUGUUUUACAUCACUUUUAUACUAUUCUGCUUUCUACUACUACCGUGCAGUCUGUAGUAUUUAUUUAGGUUCAAUUGUAAUGAAUGAAACCCCUCUUUGGUAUAUUGACUUCUUUUAGCUGCUUUUACCAGGCUUUGCAUUAAUGAAUCCAUAUUGAGAGAAUGUUGAAAAACAGUUAUAGUUUCAAGCCUGAGAAUAACUUUGAGAUGUGUAGGAUGUGAUAUGUAUUGCAUAUCAAUGUUGAGGCGUGUCUGUGGGGAGGGACGGGAAGGGGGCUGAUUUGCGUGUGUAUUUCGAUAACCUAUAAAUCUAAGUGUUACUUCAUCAUUUGUGCCAAUAUUAUGCACAGACCCUGAGCUGUGAACUGAAAAAAAUAGUCAAUGUGACAAAAAACAUGUUGCUCACUUUACUCAAGUGCCAGCCUUCUCCAUAUCCAUCAAGUAUAAUUCUAUCUGAGAAUGAUUUCUGUUCUGACAAGUAGACUCCUUUAUAUCUGAUUUUUUUUUUUUGUAUACUAAAGUGUUAAAUUGACUGGGACUUUUUGAUUAAGGUUUGUUUUCAGUCAGCUGACGUCAGGUGUUCAAAUCCCCAGAUAAAGGUGACAGUUAAAUGAUUCAACAUGUUGGGAAAUUCUGCCUCCUGAUGGUUGUAUGAGUAGAUCAGAAACACCCAUGUUUGUCUGCAAAAUGUUUGCUGGGCUACAACAAGCAGCCUGUUAGCUUAGCUUAGCAUGAACACUAAAAACGGGAUAACAGCACAGAUUUGUCUAAAGGUUAAAAUAGUGUAAUUUCGUUUAUGGUAACUACUGUAAGUAAAGCGGGCAACUUACCCAACCAGUUCUUGUCUGGUAGCUGUAACUUCUUUCUGCUCGUUGCCUGGUCACAGGUGCAGCACGUAUCAGCUCAUUUAAACUAAAUUGUUGUUUUUGAGAUUUAAAAAAAAAAAGACAGAAAAUGUUUGAGCUUUAGAGAUGAUGGCAGUCUGAUUCUUUAACCAUAAAGUAUAGCCAGCUUUGCUAUGUCCCUAUUUCAGUCCUUGUUCCAAGCUAAGCUAGCAGCAGCCUCCAUGCUAAAUUAUUCAUUAACAGACUCGAAAGGGUUAUCUACUCAAACUUUGUGCCAGUGAAUAAAACAACCUUAUUCACUGGAACUGAUGAACCAUUGUAUCGAACCCACUGUUUUCAUUCAAGAGCUGUUUGUAAUUUAGAUGAACAAAAAAAAAAAAA
Messenger RNA from Labrus bergylta (ballan wrasse), 4830 nucleotides. RefSeq names its product guanine nucleotide-binding protein subunit beta-4. NCBI's taxonomy places the organism in Eukaryota, Metazoa, Chordata, Actinopteri, Labriformes, Labridae. Gene Ontology annotation, biological process: G protein-coupled receptor signaling pathway. Gene Ontology annotation, cellular component: cytoplasm; heterotrimeric G-protein complex. Gene Ontology annotation, molecular function: signaling receptor complex adaptor activity; protein binding. The record is from RefSeq and is a predicted model, not a curated record.